AUGGGUGUGUGUCCUGGCCACUGCACUAGCACCUCCUCUGUUGAGCGUUCCUACCAGGAGUGUCAGUCUGUCAAGAGGGUUCUGGGGUCAGUUCCCUGCUAGGCUAAACAACUGUCUGCAGAUGAGCUAAACCAAAUCACCAAGAUCACAGUCUUAGAGACCUGGGACAGAGGAAAUUCCAAGUCGAUUGAGAAGGACGGCGACACAAAGGUCCAUGUGAUUGGCGUAGGGGAAAGCUUUGGUUCACUGGAGCCUCCUGGUGUGGCCUGUGGAGGGACUGUCCAGUGUGCUCGAACCAGAGAACAGUGGGAAAUCCUUAAAAUUUCUCACACCGGAUACACCAGGCCGAAAAAGGAAGCUAAGAGCGUGGCCAUGAAAGAGGGUCUGAUCAGGAGCUGCAGGUUCUACAGCCGGUGGCCGGUGGUCUCCGUACAGACCCUGGCUCAUCUCCCCAGCAUCAGGAACUUUCCACCCAACCACGACGCCUGGAUGCAGAACAGGAGCGAGACGGGGUGGGAGGAGGAGAAAACCGCCAGUAGGAAUCUGUUUGUUGUGGUGGGGAAGCUCGGAGCGAUGGACUCCUCUGGAGAGGUCAGUGGCUUAGAGGACCAGCCUUCCGCCUCUAGCAUCGUCACGGCAACAGAGGUGGAGAUCGGCAUCAUCCAACCGGACGCUGUGAAAGGACUUGAUCCUGUGAUCUUAUCUCUGGUGUGACAGACGACCGAGGCCACUUACAACAAAACGACUCGUGUACAGCCACCUCUUGUGCACCAGCUAGAGCUUCACUAUGUGAAGGUCCUGAGAGAUACGCUGGUCUAUAACGGCAUCAGCCCAGGGAGCAGGAAGUGGACCUUCUGCCAUGGCCAGACCAAAGCCACACAAAGUGGGAACGUCAUCUAA
This is a messenger RNA of Lampris incognitus (smalleye Pacific opah), 900 nucleotides long. It is a transcript of the gene cnbd1, whose product is annotated as cyclic nucleotide binding domain containing 1. NCBI's taxonomy places the organism in Eukaryota, Metazoa, Chordata, Actinopteri, Lampriformes, Lampridae. The record is from RefSeq and is a predicted model, not a curated record.